UCUGUUAUUCAGGUAUGGAAGGAAUUUCGGCGGCAGCCAGCGUUAUUGGAAUCAUUCAACUCGCGGGGAGUAUUGUGAAAAUAUGCGGUGGCUACCUCCAAGAGGUGAAGCACGCACGAGAUGACAUCAUUGCGUUAAAACGGACGGUCGCGGACCUUGAAUCGACUGUUGAGAAAAUCAGAGAAUAUCUCGAAGGUCGUGACGGAACAACGCUCACCAUUUCCUCCUCGCUAGUCAGGAGCAUUGCCAACUGUCUCUCAGACCUCGGGUCCCUAAAGAAGAGUGUUGAUCCAGGGAAAGGGAAAGAUUUCAUGAGAAGAUUUGGAAUCCGAGCCUUUAAAUGGCCUCUCAAUCGCACAGAGGUGGACAGACUGAUCCAAAACCUCGAAAGAUGCAAAUCAUCCUUCACCUUAUCUUUACAAGUUAACCAGACCACUCUCCUAACUGGUUUAGCUCGGAGUGCGGACCGUGUCGACCAAAACUCGGUUCUCGUCAAAUUGCCGAUCGCAUAUGGGGCCGAGUUUGACUCGUACACAAACCAACAUGAGGAUGACUGCCUGCCAGGUACCAGGACCGAGCUCCUCCAUCAGAUUAUAGAAUGGGCUAGGUCACCGCAAAGCAAGUGCAUAUUCUGGUUAAAUGGGAUGGCUGGAACAGGGAAAUCGACUAUCUCCCGAACAGUGGCAAAAUCGCUCAAGGAGGCGAAGCUUUUGGGGGCGAGUUUCUUCUUCAAGAGAGGUGAGGGUGACCGAGGAAAUGCUAUGAAGCUCUUUUCGACAAUCGUAAGACAGCUCGUUGUCCGCAUUCCUCGGUUGAUCCCAGGGGUCCAAAAAGUACUCGACGACGAACCGGAUAUCGCAGGUAAAUCCUUGAAGGAGCAAUUUUACAGAUUAAUCCUUCAGCCUAUUCUAAGCUUAGAGCUUUCUGAAUUAUGGCCUUUGACUGAUUUCCGGGAUUCCGCUAUAAUCGUUGUGAUUGACGCACUGGACGAAUGUGCUCGGGAUGAGGACAUACGAGCCAUUCUUCGAUUGUUGCCAACCCUACAAGAAUCAAAUACUCUACGUCUCCGAGUGUUUUUAACGAGCAGACCUGAGCUGCCAAUCCGUCUAGGAAUCUCACAGAUUCCAAGUCUUGAUCAUCAAGAUAUGGUUCUCCAUGAGAUUCCCGAGCCAGUGGUACAGCACGACAUAUCCCUAUUCUUGAAGCAUCGACUUUCAAUGAUACGGAUGGACCGGGGUCUACCUAACGAUUGGCCUGAAGACACCGCUAUCAAAUCGCUUGUGAGAAUGUCGGCUCCAUUAUUUAUUUUCGCAGCUACCGCGUGCCGUAUUCUUGGAGACCUUCAGUGGGAUCCAGAAGAUAGCCUGGCAAAGUUACUUGCAUAUCAGAAUGAUGAAUCCCAAUUGGAUGACACGUCUCGAUUUGACGACAUGUCUCAAUUUGACAAGACGUAUCUUCCGGUGCUGAAUCGGCUUCUUGAAGGGCAGAGCAAGAAGCAGGAAAGAGAGCUGGUUCGGGAAUUCCACGAAGUAGUUGGCGCAAUCGUGACGCUUGAGAGUCCACUCUCGGUUGCCUCGCUAUCUAGACUUCUAAGAACCCCCGAGAAGCAAAUUGAUCGGAGGCUUAGCUCGCUACACUCAGUUUUGAGUAUACCCAGUGAUCUAACUAAACCGGUGCGGCUGUUUCAUCUGUCAUUUCGAGAUUUCCUUCUUGACUCAGAGACAAGACAUAAAACACCGUUUUGGAUCAAUGAGGAGCAGGUGCAUCAGAGGCUAACUGCACGAUGCCUUGAAAUAUGUGGCGGUCUGAAACAGAAUAUGUGUGGGUUAGGCUAUGGCAUGAAACGUACGGCGAUUGACAGCCGGAUCAUUUCUCGGUAUUUCCCGCCAGAGAUGCAAUAUUCCUGCCAUUUUUGGGCCCAUCAUCUGAGUCGAUGCAAGGAAUAUCUUGCUGGAACAGAAAACUCACUUUCACAUGUCCAUUCAUUCCUCCAGCAGCAUUUUCUACACUGGAUGGAAGUAUUGAGCAUUUUAGGGCUUAAUUCAGACAUCAUAGGGAUCAUCAACCUACUACAGUCACUGCUACCUGUUCAAAGAAAUGUGGAAUUAUCCGAGUUUUUACAUGAUGCUCGGCGGUUUCUGCUGAAAAAUGGGCCAAUAGCUGACGAUGCACCCCUUCAACUCUAUUGCUCAGGGCUCAUAUUUGCACCCAAAGAAUCAAUCCUUCGAAGGCAAUUUGAAAGGGAGAUCCCUCAUUGGAUACAUACUUUCCCAGAAGUAGAUGAAGCCUGGAGCGCAGAACUACAGACACUCGAAGGCCAUUCAGGCUCGGUACAUUCAGUGGCUUUUGCAUCCAAUGGUUGUCUUGCGUCCGGAUGUGGUGACGAGAUCAUCAGGCUUUGGGAUUCAUCCACGGGCACUCUACAGCAGAGCCUCGAGGGCCACUCCGGUAGGGUUCAUUCUGUAGCGUUCUCGUCUCGUGGCUAUCUCGCAUCUGGCUCUAGUGAUGGUACAGUUAAAAUUUGGGAUCCUGACACGGGGGUCCUGCAUCUGACUUUCAAAGGUCAUUCGGACUGGGUAAAUUCUGUGGCAUUUUCUCCCGAUGGUCAGCUACUCGCUUCAGGCUCCGAUGAUGAGACUGUCAGGCUAUGGGAUCCCUCCUCAGGCAACCUGCAACAAACUCUCCAGGGCCAUUCUGGACGAAUCCAAUCGGUGGCAUUCUCGUCUGGCGGCUUCCUUGCGUCUGGGUCUGAUGAUGAAACUAUCGGACUCUGGGAUCCCAAUACCGGUUUAUUGCGGCGUACUUUUGUGGGCCAUUCAGACUGGGUAAAAUCUGUGGCCUUCUCGCCCGACGGUCGGCUUCUGGCGUCUGCCUCCUACGAUAAGACUAUUAGGACUUGGGACCCUUCCACCGGUGUCCUGCUGCAGACCCUUGAAGGUCAUUCAGAUCGGGUUAAUUCUGUGGCCUUCUCGCCUGAUGGUCGAGUGCUGGCCUCUGCUUCUAAGGACAAGACAGUCAGGCUCUGGGAUUCCACCACAGGAAUUUUACACCGAACUUUCGACGGCCAUUCGGGAUCUGCUUUGUCUGUUGUAUUUUCCUCCUGUGGUCAACUGCUAGCGUCUGGCUCUUAUGAUAUGACAGCUAGGCUCUGGGAUCCCGCCAUGGGCACUCAACAACAUCAGACUCUUGAGGGGCAUUCAGACUGGAUUUAUUCUGUUUCAUUCUCCCCUGAUGGUGGGACACUCGCGUCAGGGUCCCGCGAUACCACAAUCCGGCUCUGGGACCCCGUUAGAGGCGUCGUACAACAGACUCUUCGUGGUCAUUCAUUGUCAGUUCGAGCAGUGGUGUUCUCUCCCGAUGGUCAAUUUCUAGCAUCUGGUUCCUAUGAUAAGACCGUCAGGGUCUGGAAUCCCUCCACGGGCGUCUUGCAGCAGGUUCUCGAGGGCCAUUCAAGCAGGGUUCGGUCUGUGGCAUUUUCCCCCGAUUCGCGACUGCUGGCAUCUAUCUCGAAUGAUGAGGCACUCAUUCUGUGGAAUCCCACCAAUGGCACCGCUCUACAGCAGAUCUCGGGGGUCAAUCGACUAAACACGACCUUGAAGCUUUCCCAAGAUGGCUCUUAUCUGGGUAACAAUCUGGGAUCCGUCGAUAUCCAAUCCUGGUUCAAAAACCAUGGUUCCAAUCCCACUUGGGAAAUUGUCAACAUAUGGAUAGAGAACGAUCAGUGGAUAGCCCUUCGCGGCAACAAUGUCUUGUGGCUUCCUCCGGAGUAUCGGCCAAAAUGCUCAGCGGUCAACGGAAAUACUCUUGUCUUGGGACAUUCAUCGGGGAGAAUUUCAUUCAUAGGAUUUCAUGUAAAACAUCACGGGCGUCGAUAG
Molecule: messenger RNA, 3875 nt
Organism: Penicillium canescens
Lineage: Eukaryota; Fungi; Ascomycota; Eurotiomycetes; Eurotiales; Aspergillaceae
Product: NACHT and WD40 domain protein
Exons: 3
Coding region: 15-3875 (1286 amino acids)
Molecular function (GO): protein binding
Source: RefSeq, a predicted model, not a curated record